UGUGUGUGUCAGAGCCGAGAGGGGUCGCUUGGAGGCUUUGUGGCGCGCGUCAGGGCGUGCUGCCUGGGAGGUUUGGGGUCUGAGGGCCCUUUGCCUCCUCCUGUCCACUUCUCUAAACGAUACAGAAAUUAAACCCUGUUAAUCAUGGCUAGAAAUGCGACAUCUGUUCAAAAUGACAUAUCAAACCUAUUUCAGGUGUUGGAGUAGCUGCAGUUCAAACCUAGGGGCUUCAGCGGAAAAGCUUCCAGGGGUGCGAUGUGCCAAGAGCAGCGCGUAGAUGUAGAUGAGUGGCAUCUAUUCGCCUAGCAGAACGCCCCGGCAGUGUUGGUGUUACAUAAAACACUGUCUGAGGGCUCGUGGAAGCCCUUAUAGCACUUCAAAAUCGUGUUGCAGGCAUGCGUAUGGGAAGGCGUCAAGAGAAAUUCAGUGGGACGCCGCUCAGCUCUUCAACCUAGAAUGACAGAAGGGGUGUUCUGAGCAUCUUGCCCCUGUCUUCAGAAGCAGAAAGCAUCACGAUAAGAGACAAAAAUGACCGAGUUUUGGCUGAUUUCUGCUCCUGGGGAAAAAACUUGUCAACAGACAUGGGAGAAACUACACGCAGCGACCACAAAAAAUAACAAUCUUUCUACUAAUUCAAAGUUCAAUAUUCCAGACCUGAAGGUUGGGACGCUGGAUGUUUUAGUUGGUCUGUCAGAUGAGCUGGCUAAACUGGAUGCAUUUGUGGAGAGCGUUGUGAAGAAGGUGGCCCAGUAUAUGGCUGAUGUUCUGGAAGACAGUAAAGAUAAAGUUCAGGAAAAUCUUCUGGCUAAUGGAGUUGACUUGGUCACCUAUAUCACAAGGUUCCAGUGGGAUAUGGCCAAAUAUCCGAUCAAGCAAUCCUUGAAGAAUAUUUCAGAAAUUAUUGCAAAGGGAGUAAACCAGAUUGACAAUGAUCUUAAAGCAAGAGCCUCGGCAUACAAUAAUCUAAAAGGGAAUCUUCAGAAUUUGGAAAGAAAGAAUGCAGGAAGCUUGCUAACCAGAAGCCUUGCUGAUAUUGUAAAGAAAGAGGACUUCGUACUUGAUUCAGAAUACUUGGUCACAUUAUUAGUGAUUGUACCAAAGUUGAACUAUAAUGACUGGGUUAAGCAAUAUGAAACACUAGCAGAGAUGGUUGUACCACGUUCCAGCAAUGUACUUUUUGAGGAUCAAGAUAGUUACCUUUGCAAUGUCACCUUAUUCAGGAAGGCAGUGGAUGACUUCAAGCAUAAAGCAAGAGAAUAUAAAUUUAUGGUCCGUGACUUCCAGUAUAAUGAAGAAGAGAUGAAGGCUGAUAAAGAAGAAAUGAAUAGGCUGUCAACUGACAAGAAGAAACAGUUUGGGCCUCUGGUUCGGUGGCUGAAAGUUAAUUUCAGUGAAGCUUUCAUUGCAUGGAUUCAUGUGAAAGCACUACGAGUUUUUGUUGAAUCUGUUCUAAGGUAUGGUUUGCCGGUUAACUUCCAGGCCAUGCUGCUUCAGCCUAAUAAGAAAACAAUGAAGAAACUGAGGGAGGUUUUGUAUGACUUAUACAAACACCUUGACAGCAGUGCAGCAGCCAUCAUUGAUGCAACUAUGGAUAUUCCAGGCUUAAACCUCAGCCAGCAGGAGUACUACCCAUACGUGUACUACAAGAUCGAUUGCAAUUUACUGGAAUUCAAGUAAAAGUUCCCUAACAUGACAAUCCUCUGUAUUGGUGUAAACAAACUGAAGUGAGGGUGAAGUACAGUAAUACCUUUAACACUCUACUAAUCACAUGCUUGCUUCAUAUGUUAGGUGAAUUUUACCCACAGUGGUCCAUCUCCAGACAUUUUCUUUUUAAAGGAAAGUGUAGGCAAUCUGCUUUUAACAAUUAUGUCUGUAAAUGUAUAUUGAGAGAACUGAAGUAUUUAUAAACAGAGCGAUUUAUUUAAGGAAAAGGUCAUUCCUCUUUCAUAUGGUGAUCUGUAUUAAUUCCAUUUCCCAUUGUUUAUUAAAAAAAAUUGUUUACAGAAGAAUAGUGUAAAUGUUUAUGGCCAUUCUGUUUGAUUUAGUAAAUACACUUGUGUUAACAUUGUUGAACUGUGAUGUAAAGUAUGUAAGAUUGGUAAGAAAUUGUGCUUUUUGAAUGUUGUACAAUUACAAUCGAAGCACUGUAAACACACAGGGAAAAAAUAAACAUACCUGUGCAAAUGUC
Molecule: messenger RNA, 2188 nt
Organism: Anas platyrhynchos (mallard)
Lineage: Eukaryota; Metazoa; Chordata; Aves; Anseriformes; Anatidae
Source: RefSeq, a predicted model, not a curated record